AAAGAGAAUAAACCGGAUCCAAGUCAGGAAAAUAAUUUAGGCGAGCAACAGAACCAACAAACCCAAAGUGCGGUCUUACAAUUAGCGAGUAAUCUCUUAGGUAAUGCUAACAAUCUUAAUCAGUUAACUAAAAAGCCAGGUGGAGACACUAAAACUAUUCAAGAAAUUGAAGAAGAAUUUUUAAUCAGUGCCUUUAACCCCAAUCAGUCGCCUGUUGGUGGUAUUAGUGGAACACUUCCGCCAGAGGAGGAGUUACUAGAAAAAAUUAGUAGAAAAUCAGAGUUGCAAAUACCGGAUUUAACUGCUGAAAAACGAAUUGGUGCCACGAAUAUUUUAUAUACCUCAGGAAACGAGCCAAAUAGAAUUGGUGGCUCUUGUGAUUUGAUAAUUUUUUUGAAGCCAAAUAAUAAUCAGAAAGCAAAUGUUAACUUCGCAAUAGACCUUGGUGAAUACAAAGAUUACUACAAGCAAAUUAUUCGCAACUUUCUGAAUGAAAAAGGGAAAAAUAAUAAUGAUGCUUAUGUUUUGGUUAGGGAAUUAACCUCAGCAAGAGGAGACUCAGCGGGAAUAGCCUUUUACUUAACGCUUCAUAGUUUAAUUAAUAGAAUUCCUUUACCAAGAAAUUUGGGUUCCACCGGAACUGUUUAUGGAACAAAAACAGGGGCAAUUGGGGGACUAAAUCGUAAACUUGAAUACAAUGAUGGCAAAAAAGUUCGCCACAAGUAUCCACAGUGGGAUGCUUAUGAAAAUGUAGAUUUUUCUCCUCUCUUUAAAGAAAAAGUCAAACAAAUUCAUUUCACUUGUUCUACCAACCAAAUAGAAAUCGCCUUACAAGAAAUAUUAAAAGAACCCAAUAGAAAAAUAGUUCAUGUUUGCGGAAAAAGUGAAAUUCCGGAGAAAAACCCAGAAAAGGACAAAGAACCCCGCGGACCUCCUAAUAAAGAACCACAAAAGGAAACUUCCAUCACUUCCGAACAACUUUUAAAGGCAACUAGUAGCGUUUUAAGUCUCCAAAAAGAAUAUCAAGAAAAAAUUAUGAUUCUCUCCGAGCAGAGGAUUCCGAAUCAAGGUAAAAAGUUAAGAAAAUUUACUGCUUGUUCUGAUGGAAAAAUAUUGAACGAGGAAGAGGUUGAAGAAAAUGACAAAAUGAUUUGUGAAGUUUGCCGUCAACCAUUUGAAGAUGCAAAAAAAGGAGAAGCAAAAGUAAUAGAGGAAAGGGCGGGAGGAAAAGAACCAGAUAAUCCUACACCGGAAGAAAUAGAACAAAAGAAAAAUCAAUUAUACCAAGAAUACGAAGCAGACAAAUCUAAACCAAAAAAGUAUAUUUUAGCCAUGUUUCCUUAUCCCUCAGGGAGCGGCUUACAUGUCGGUCACAUUCGUAAUUAUACUAUUGCUGAUUCUUUGGCUCGUUUCUAUCGGUUCCGUGGUUAUAAUGUUCUUUUGCCAAUUGGUUGGGAUGCCUUUGGUUUGCCGGCCGAGCAAUACGCUAUCCAAACUAAUAAUCACCCCGCUACUUUUACCCAAAAAAAUAUUGAAAAUUUUAAGCAGCAAUUAUUAAGCAUUGGAUUUUCCUAUGAUUGA
Messenger RNA from Ambispora leptoticha, 1581 nucleotides. The record is from the annotation of a GenBank genome assembly. NCBI's taxonomy places the organism in Eukaryota, Fungi, Glomeromycota, Glomeromycetes, Archaeosporales, Ambisporaceae.